Chlorocebus sabaeus (green monkey) is the source of this 3306-nucleotide messenger RNA. The record is from RefSeq and is a predicted model, not a curated record. NCBI's taxonomy places the organism in Eukaryota, Metazoa, Chordata, Mammalia, Primates, Cercopithecidae.
UAUCCGGGGGCGGAGCCGACGCGGCCGGUAGGGCUGACGGGCGCGGGCCGCGCGUGGCGGCGGCGAUGGGCGAGGGCGGGCUGCCCCCGGCCUUCCAGCUGCUGCUGCGCGCGUGUGACCAGGGCGACACGGAGACCGCGCGGCGGCUGCUGGAGCCGGGGGCGGCGGAGCCAGCCGAGCGCGGCGCGGAGCCGGAAGCGGGCGCGGAGCCGGUGGGGGCCGAGGCGGCCGGGCCCGGGGCCGCCGCAGCGGCGGCAGUCGGGGCUCUGGUGCCCGUGGACUGCUCGGACGAGGCGGGCAACACCGCACUGCAGUUCGCCGCGGCCGGGGGCCACGAACCGCUGGUGCGCUUCCUGCUGCGCCGCGGUGCCUCGGUCAACAGCCGCAACCACUACGGCUGGAGCGCGCUCAUGCAGGCGGCCAGAUUUGGGCAUGUGAGUGUGGCACACCUCCUGUUGGAUCACGGGGCUGAUGUCAAUGCCCAGAACCGGCUAGGGGCCAGUGUGCUCACUGUGGCUUCUCGGGGCGGCCACCUGGGUGUGGUGAAGCUGCUCCUGGAAGCCGGUGCCUUUGUGGACCAUCACCACCCUUCGGGCGAGCAACUGGGGUUGGGCGGCAACAGGGAUGAGCCCCUGGACAUCACGGCCCUGAUGGCCGCCAUCCAGCACGGGCACGAGGCCGUGGUGCGUCUACUGAUGGAGUGGGGUGCGGACCCCAACCGCGCAGCCCGGACUGUGGGCUGGAGCCCACUGAUGCUGGCCGCACUCACUGGGCGGCUUGGAGUGGCCCAGCAACUGGUGGAGAAGGGCGCCAACCCUGACCACCUCAGCGUGCUGGAGAAGACCGCCUUCGAGGUUGCACUGGACUGCAAGCACAGGGACCUUGUAGACUACCUGGACCCGAUGACCACCGUCAGGCCCAAAACAGAUGAAGAGAAAAGGCGACCUGAUAUUUUCCAUGCAUUGAAAAUGGGAAACUUCCAGCUGGUCAAAGAGAUUGCUGAUGAAGACCCCAGCCACGUGAACUUGGUCAAUGGGGAUGGGGCGACGCCCCUGAUGCUAGCAGCUGUUACGGGGCAGCUGGCUCUGGUGCAGCUACUGGUGGAGAGGCACGCGGAUGUUGACAAGCAGGACAGCGUGCAUGGCUGGACAGCCCUCAUGCAGGCGACCUACCAUGGGAAUAAGGAAAUUGUCAAAUAUCUACUAAACCAAGGGGCUGAUGUCACUCUUCGUGCAAAAAAUGGAUACACAGCCUUUGACCUGGUGAUGCUGCUGAAUGAUCCCGACACGGAACUUGUUCGACUGCUGGCAUCUGUGUGCAUGCAGGUGAAUAAAGACAAAGGCCGUCCAAGCCACCAGCUGCCCCUGCCCCACUCGAAGGUCCGACAGCCCUGGAGCAUCCCAGUGCUGCCCGAUGACAAGGGUGGGCUGAAGUCCUGGUGGAACCGAAUGUCCAAUCGGUUCCGAAAGCUCAAACUGAUGCAGACGUUGCCCCGCGGGCUGUCCAGCAACCAGCCUUUGCCUUUCUCUGACGAGGCUGAGCCAGCUCUGGAUUCCACAAUGAGGGCUGCCCCCCAGGACAGGACAAGCCGCUCUGCACUGCCUGAUGCAGCCCCUGUGACCAAAGACAAUGGUCCUGGGAGCACAAGAGGAGAAAAGGAAGACACAUUAUUGACAACCAUGCUUCGAAACGGAGCUCCCCUCACCAGACUGCCGAGUGACAAGCUGAAAGCAGUCAUACCCCCAUUCCUACCUCCUUCCAGUUUUGAGCUGUGGAGCUCUGAUCGGUCCCGGACGCGUCACAACGGGAAGGUAGACCCCAUGAAGACCGUGCUGCCCCAGAGAGCCAGCAGGGGCCACCCUGUGGGUGGCGGGGGCACAGACACCACACCCGUCAGGCCUGUUAAAUUUCCAAGCCUCUCCAGAAGCCCAGCCUCUCCUGCCAAUUCUGGAAACUUCAACCACUCGCCUCAUUCAUCGGGCGGCUCCAGUGGGGUAGGAGGUGUGAGCCGGCAUGGUGGGGAGCUGCUUAACCGCUCAGGUGGCAGCAUAGACAAUGUCUUGUCCCAAAUCGCUGCCCAGAGGAAAAAAGCAGCCGGAUUAUCGGAGCAGAAACCCAGCCAUCGGUCAAGCCCUGUGGGGCCAGCACCGGGGUCCAGCCCAUCUGAGCUUCCAGCCUCCCCUGCAGGUGGCAGCGUUCCCGUUGGCAAGCAGAAAUUGGAGACCAGCAAAAGGCCUCCAUCUGGAACUUCCACUACCUCCAAGAGUACCUCUCCAACCCUCACGCCGUCCCCCUCACCCAAAGGGCACACUGCAGAAUCCUCAGUGUCUUCCUCCUCAUCCCAUCGGCAGUCCAAGAGCAGUGGGGGCUCCAGCAGUGGCACCAUCACAGAUGAAGAUGAACUGACCGGAAUCCUUAAGAAAUUAUCACUUGAGAAAUAUCAGCCCAUUUUUGAGGAACAAGAGGUGGACAUGGAAGCGUUCCUCACACUGACUGACGGUGACUUGAAGGAGCUGGGAAUUAAGACAGAUGGGUCCAGGCAGCAGAUUCUGGCAGCGAUUUCUGAACUGAAUGCAGGCAAGGGACGCGAGAGACAAAUUUUACAGGAAACCAUUCACAACUUUCACUCUUCCUUUGAGAGCAGCGCCAGCAACACCAGGGCCCCUGGCAACAGCCCCUGUGCGUGAUCUUCCUUCCCGCAGCCACCAGCGCCUCUCAUAACCUUCAGCAUGCCCACACGUGUCAGGCCUCUUCACAGGACCAAGAAGCUCGUAGCGUCUCCCACAUUACUCUCAUCACUUCUCCAAGGUGCUUUUGCAAGACUGGAAUUCCUUGGACACCAUUGGGGAAGCCCCGCUUUGACUGGAACAGCAGCAGGCAAGAGGCCUCGCAGCCCUGGAAGUGGGUCAGGGCCGUUGGUGGUCACCUUUUUGUCCCCAGCAGCUCUCUGCAGAGGUGGUCUGCUUGGCAGUGGGACGUCGGGACGGGGCCUGCUUUGAGAUGGCAGGGUCCCUGUUCCUAAAGCUCUCCAGCCUUGAGGGCAUUGAGCUCAGACUCCACCCUGAGCUCUCCUGUAGGGUGGAGGGCAUUGUUUCCCAGCACCCAGGCAGUGUCUUGCUGGCAUAUCCUGGGUACUGGAUGUCCAAGUUCCCACUGGCCACAGAGGGCUCCUGCCUCUAGUUCAGCGCCGCAAAAUUGUAUGGAGGCCAGCUGGUUUUGUGAGGAGAGUGUUUACUUUUUAAUUCUUUUGGUUACCAAACAUUUACUGAGCAUCUACCCUGUGCCAGCCCCACUCGUAUGCUUUGC